Molecule: messenger RNA, 12106 nt
Organism: Ylistrum balloti
Lineage: Eukaryota; Metazoa; Mollusca; Bivalvia; Pectinida; Pectinidae
Product: dynein axonemal heavy chain 12-like
Exons: 62
Coding region: 1-12021 (4006 amino acids)
Biological process (GO): microtubule-based movement
Cellular component (GO): dynein complex
Molecular function (GO): minus-end-directed microtubule motor activity; dynein light intermediate chain binding; dynein intermediate chain binding
Source: RefSeq, a predicted model, not a curated record
AUGGCAACAUUAAAUGGCUUACACACCACUAGGAAUGGUACCACCAAUGGGAAUGUGGACCAUGAGGAAACAAACGGUAGCAGUGCCCCCAAACGAAGGGGUAAAACACUUAGUGGUAUCGGUCCUGAUGGGUAUCCCCGUUUACCUCCUAUCAAGAAACCCAUGUUGAAAAUGGAUGAUCCAUAUGCAAACAGCAAAUUGAUGACAUUCAGAUUAGCCAAUCACAAACAGGCAUUGCUGAUGCAGAUUUUACAUGAUGAUGCCAUAAAGGCUUAUGAAGAAACCAAAGAAAUAAAUGAAAAAGACACAGAUCGGAAAGAAGAUCCUGAUUUUCCCCAAGAGAUGAUGAGCAAAGAAAGGAGGAUUCGGCUAAACUACCAGUACCUAAGAAAGUGUGUGGAGGCAGGGCCAGUGACUCCUAUGCAGCCUGAGUGGAAUGCUCAGAUUCUGAAGAUGGUCCCAGAACGUUUACAAAAGUCGGCCAUGCUAAAGGAAGUUAUCAAGGAACUCUUUGAUGAGGUCAAGGUCGACUUCAAGUCCAGUAUGAAAAAAUCUAUGGUACAACAUGUACUGGUCAAGCCUGAGGUCAAGGGACUGGACAAUGAGGAGGCUGGACCCCCACCACAGGAACCAAGUGGACUAGAUUUCUCUCGUCCUUGGCAUGAGAGUUAUGUCCAGUCCAAGGAGGUCAUUCUGGAAAACUUGCAUGUCUUACACCCCUCUAUGCAGACCGUUCUAAACAUGUGUCAAACAACCCUUGGGAACCUCAUCCUGGUGGACUGCUCCAACAUGAGAGCACGUGGAGCAGUGGAGUUUGAAUCCAUGAAAAAUAAUAUCCAACUUGACCUUGAAAAAAUGGAGGACAAACUUAUGCACAGCUGGUUUCCAACCAUCAUCAAUGUGUUUGCUGACAAAGUGACAUUUGUUCCUCCAAAGGCAGAGAAAACCGACUCCUUUUACAGCAGUGUGACUACCCUAAUAUCUAACCAGCUCAAAAAUCUACUGGAGCGUACAGUCCAUGCAUUUGUUGACCUGUUCAAUCCAAAUGACAAAUCACACCUCCCCCAAAUGAAAAUGGAGCUGACUUUUGAUGACCAAAAGAUGCAGUUUUAUCCUCCUAAGGAAGACUUGGAGGAAACUGUUCUGUUUGUAGUCAAGCAAGUUUGUAAGACCAUGCAGCAGGUACCAACAGUCCAGUCUUGGCUAGCAGGGGGCAGCACUGUCAACCACACUGAUGUUACAAUUGCGAAACACAUUCUGGAUGCAGCCAACCAGAAACUUAAGGAGGCUGUCAAGCUGAAUUUUGAGGCACCCCAAGCACAUUUGGAGUCGUUUAUUCAGCGUUAUGACUACAUCGUCAAUGGCGAGGCUCUUGCUGAAAUCCACGAAUAUGUGAAGCACGAGCACACCUUUGCCGAAUACCAAGAGCAAAUCGAGAAGUAUCGAAAUGUAGCACGUGAGAUUAUGGGUUUGCCAAGUAUUGAGCACUUUGAUAUGAUCCGCCUUGACUGCGAGGAUCUCAAGCGAGGUCUUGCUGAGGCUGCUAGGGGUCUGGCUGAUGAACUUCUGAAGAAGGUGUCCAAUGAUCACAGGCAGGAAAACAUGAGUAUUUGCCAAGAGUUCACAACAAUGAGAGACCGUGCCCUACAGGACCCAGAGACCACAGAACAACUGAUGGACAUGAUGACGUUCAUAGGCAAUGCCAGAACUGUUGGAAUGGUUGACUUGAACACACGGAUAGCUGAUUCUAAAAACAGGCUGGCUUACCUUAUUGAUGUGUACAUGUUUCCACCUGAAGAUAUCAACCUCAACUGUGAGGUGCUCACCUGGCCGAAACGUAUCAACCCAGUUUUUGACGACCACGAUGAUCUGGUGGAACAGUCUAAGAUCAGUGGUGAAAAGCAACUGUUAGAGAAACGAGAGAAGGUAAUACUGGAGCUGGAGAAAUUACGUCAGCGUGUGGAUGAGUUUAACGACUAUGGAGAGUUGGACAUGAUGCAGCAGUAUGUUCAAGAUGUCCGUCUCGUACAGAAACGUCUGGCUGACGUCACUGAACAGAUCACUUGGAUCAACAAGGAGGAGCUCCUGUUUAAGUAUCCUGUUUCGACCUACCCAGAUGUAGAUGACAUCACAAGUGCUGUGGAUCCAUUCCAGAGAUUAUUCAAUGUGGUACUACGCUGGCAAAAAGCAGAGAAAAAGUGGAUGGAUGGCUCUUUCCUGGAUCUGGAUGCAGAGGUAGUUGAUGCUGAGGUUGAUGAGUACAACAGAGAGUUGUACAAGAUUCAAAAAGUGUUCAACACACGCCUGAAGAAGCUACAGAUUGAGGUCGACGACCGUAACAGAGACAGAAAGAAACGUCGACGUGGUGCAGAGGAAAGUGGUGAGGAGAUCAAACCUGAAGACCAAGACGAAGUUUUACACCCACCACAGGCUGUGACUGUGUGUGCCAAUGUCAUGGACAGCAUGAGGGAUUUUAAGGAUGUGAUCCCAGUGAUCAGCAUUAUGUGUAACAGAGGUAUGAGAGCUCGCCAUUGGAAGGAUAUGUCUGAUAUUGCUGGCUUUGAUCUAACGCCUAACUCUGGAACAACACUCCGAAAAGUCCUCAAAUUUGAGCUUGAUUCACACAUGGAGAAGUUUGAAGGGAUCAGUGCUGCAGCCACCAAAGAACACUCCCUGGAGAAAGCCAUGGUGAAGAUGAUGGAGGAUUGGGAUGCUGUAGACUUCAAUCUUAUCGCCUAUCGAGACACGGGUAUAAGCAUUUUGUCCUCCGUUGAUGAUAUUCAGACCAUUCUUGACGAUCAGAUUGUAAAGACACAGACAAUGCGAGGCUCACCAUUCAUCAAACCAUUUGAAAAGGAAAUCAAGGAGUGGGAGGAGCGUCUGAUCCGUAUCCAGGAUACCACAGAUGAGUGGUUGAAGGUGCAGGCUCAAUGGCUGUAUCUGGAGCCAAUCUUCUCCUCAGAAGACAUUAUGAGUCAGAUGCCCGAGGAGGGCCGUCUCUUCACCAUUGUUGACAAGAACUGGAAAGACAUUAUGAAACAUACAGUCAAGGAUCCCAAGGUACUUGUUGCUACGAAUAUGCCAGGACUUCUAGAAAAGUUGAUAGACAGCAACGGUCUUCUAGAUAAAAUCAACAAAGGACUGAAUGCAUACCUAGAGAAAAAACGUCUGUUCUUCCCUAGAUUCUUCUUUCUUUCCAACGAUGAAAUGUUAGAAAUCUUGUCAGAAACAAAAGAUCCGACUCGCGUACAACCUCAUCUGAAAAAAUGCUUUGAGGGAAUUGCUAAGCUUCAGUUUGACAGCAAACUUGACAUUCAUGCCCUGUUCAGUAGUGAGGGUGAAAAAAUCACACUUAUUACGCCAAUAUCCACAAGCGAGGCUCGAGGUGCUGUGGAAAAAUGGCUGCUGCAAGUGGAAGAGAUUAUGCUGAAGUCAAUCAGGGCUGUGUGUGCAGAUGCCAUGGUGGCUUAUGCUAAUGAUGCCCGUGUUGAUUGGGUGCGAGAAUGGCCAGGACAGAUUGUUCUGUGUGCUUCUCAGGCCUAUUGGACCCGUGAGGUCCAUGAAGCCAUUCCUGGGGGUCCUGAGGGGCUCAAAGACUACUGGAAUAUGCUGCAGAAACAACUCAAUGAUAUUGUCAUUUUGGUGCGAGGAAAACUCUCAAAACAGAUCAGAACAUCUCUAGGAGCCCUUGUUGUGAUAGACGUACAUGCUCGUGACUCUGUUCUUGAAAUGGCAGAAAAAGGUGUUUCCUCAGAAAACGAUUUUAACUGGCUUGCCCAGUUGCGUUACUAUUGGGAAGAUGAGAACAUGCGUGUAAGAAUCACCAAUGCUACUGUAAAGUAUGCCUAUGAGUACCUUGGCAAUACUGGACGUCUUGUCAUCACUCCCCUCACUGACAGAUGCUAUAGGACCCUGGUAGGGGCUUUCCACCUCAACCUCAAUGGAGCUCCUGAAGGGCCUGCAGGCACUGGUAAAACAGAGACCACGAAGGAUCUGGCCAAGGCUCUGGCUGUACAAUGUGUUGUGUUCAACUGCUCUGAUGGUCUCGACUAUAUUGCCAUGGGCAAGUUUUUCAAAGGACUGGCAGCUGCAGGAGCCUGGGCAUGUUUUGAUGAGUUCAACAGGAUUGACCUGGAAGUGUUAUCUGUUAUUGCUCAACAGAUUUUGUGCAUCAUUCGUGCUGUGCAAGCUCAUGUGGACACAUUUGUAUUUGAGGGCACAGAGCUGAACCUGAAUCCAAACUGUUAUGUUUGUAUCACCAUGAAUCCUGGUUAUGCUGGCCGAUCUGAACUGCCUGACAAUCUGAAAGUCCUGUUCCGAACAGUGGCUAUGAUGGUACCUGACUAUGCUAUGAUUGCUGAGAUUUCUCUAUACUCGUUUGGAUUCCAGAAUGCCAGAAAUUUGUCAGUGAAAAUUGUGACAGUAUACAGGUUGUGUUCAGAGCAGCUGUCCUCACAAUUUCACUACGAUUAUGGAAUGAGAGCUGUCAAAGCUGUGUUAUCUGCAGCCGGAAACCUUAAACUUCGAUUUCCAGAUGAGAAUGAAGAUAUUCUUUUGCUGCGGUCCAUCAUUGAUGUCAACUUACCAAAGUUCUUGGCUCAUGACAUUCCACUUUUCAAUGGUAUCAUCUCUGAUCUGUUCCCUGGGCUGUCCCUUCCGGAGGCAGACUAUGAUGUGUUUGUGGAUGCAAUGAAGACAAUCUGCGCCAAAAAGAAUCUUCAGUUUGUGGACUUCUUCAGGGAGAAAAUCAUUCAAACUUAUGAGAUGAUGAUCGUCCGACACGGUUUCAUGUUGGUGGGAGAACCAUUUGGUUGCAAGACAAAGGUGAUAGAAACGUUGAGUGAGGGGAUGACCCUUUUGUUUGAGCAAGGGGUUGAAGAUUACAACAAAGUCUUCUUUCGUGUCAUCAACCCGAAGGCUAUCACCAUGGGUCAGCUGUAUGGUCAGUUCGAUCCUGUAUCCCACGAGUGGACAGAUGGUAUUAUUGCCAACACUUUCCGAGAGUUUGCAUCCACGGACACUCCUGACAGAAAGUGGGUCAUUUUUGAUGGACCAAUUGAUGCCUUGUGGAUUGAAAACAUGAACACUGUACUGGAUGACAACAAGAAACUCUGUCUGAUGAGUGGUGAGAUUAUCCAGAUGUCAAAUGAGAUGAGUCUGAUCUUUGAGACCAUGGAUCUCUCACAGGCCUCGCCGGCGACUGUGAGUAGGUGUGGUAUGGUGUACCUAGAGCCAUCUACCCUUGGUUGGCGACCCAUUAUGAGGUCCUGGAUCAACACUUUCACUGGAGCAAUGGAGAGGGAAGGUGCAGAAGUGAUUGAGGCCAUGUUUGAGUGGCUAGUAGAUCCUUGCCUGGAAUUUGUCCGUAAAAACACAAAGGAGUACAUCGGAUCUAAGGAGUCUAACCAGGUGCGCUCCCUCAUGUAUCUCGUUGAUAUGUUGAUGGCUGACCCCCUUGGUCAACCAGACGUGGACGAAAAUAGGCACCUGAAAACAUGGAUCAUUUCAACAGUACUCUUUUCCAUCCCCUGGUCCAUUGCUGCAUGUGUGGAUGUAGAUGGAAGAGAGAAGUUUGAUGCCUUUUACAAAGACAUAGUGGCCAGUAAGAAUGAUAAUCAUCCAUUGCCAAAAGUUAUUGGGAAGUUGGAUGUACCUCUGCCUACUGAACAAAAUAUCUACAAUGUCUUCUUUGAGCAAAAAGCUCGAGGCUUGUGGAGGCCGUGGCUUGACUUGAAUAAAACUCUGGAUACCCAGAAUAAGAAGAUUCGUGAAAUGCUGGUCCCCACCAUUGAUACCGCUCGUUACAACUUCCUUAUGAACCUCUGUAUUGAGCAUGGCAGGGCAAUACUCUUUGUGGGGCCCACUGGUACUGGUAAAAGCGUUUAUGUUCAGGAGAAACUGAUGAACAACUUGUCCAAGGACAAAUUCCUGCCUGCCUUUGUAAACUUCUCUGCACAGACCAGUGCUAACCAAACACAGAACAUCAUCAUGUCCAGGCUGGACAGACGUCGUAAGGGUGUGUUUGGACCACAGAUGGGCAAGCGAGCAGUCAUCUUUGUUGAUGAUCUCAAUAUGCCCCAGAAGGAGGUGUAUGGUGCACAACCUCCGGUAGAACUACUGAGACAAUACUUUGACCAUGGAAAUUGGUAUGACUUGAAGGACACCACAAAGAUAACACUUCAAGAUAUUCAGUUCAUUUGUGCCAUGGGGCCUCCUGGAGGAGGAAGGAACGAUGUGACAGCUCGAUUCCUACGCCAUUUCAACAUUGUAGCUAUGAACCCUUUCAAUGAGGAAUCCAUGAUCAAGAUCUUCUCUACUCUCAUCUCCACAUACUUUAAGUCCCAAGAACUUACUGCAGAUUUCUUCUCUGUCGGGUCCUUGAUUGUGCAAGCCACUAACGAUAUGUACAAGCAGGCUAUUGCUAACCUGUUACCCACACCAGCCAAGUCUCACUAUGUCUUCAACUUGCGUGAUUUCACAAGGGUCAUCCUUGGUAUCUGUCUCAUCAAAAAGGCACAGGUGGAAAGCAAAAAGGUUCUGACAAGAUUGUGGGUCCACGAAGUUAUGCGAGUCUUCUACGAUCGUCUAACUGAUGAUGGAGACAGAGAUUGGCUGUUCAAGGCUGUGAAAAAGGCUGCUAAAGACCACUUCAAAGAAGAUUUUGACUCCCUGUUUGAACAUCUGGCUGGAGGAGGCACAGGAAAGGGCAUGGUGGCCGAGGAAGACCUUAGGAGCUUGAUGUUUGGAGACUACAUGAACCCUGAUGCUGAAGUAGAGGAUCGGUGUUAUGAUGAGGUGAAGGACAUCAACCAGUUCUACACAGUCGUGGAGACAUGUCUUGAGGAAUACAAUAACACCCACAAAAACAGGAUGAAUCUUGUUAUCUUCAGAUACGUGCUGGAGCAUUUGUCCCGUAUCUGCCGUAUUUUACGAAUCCCAGGAGGUAAUGCCAUGUUGGUAGGUGUGGGAGGAAGUGGACGACAAUCUUUAACAAAACUUGCCACCGCCAUGGCCGGCUACAAUAUGUUCCAGCCAGAAAUCUCUAAAAGUUACGGCAAAGUGGAAUGGAGAGAAGACAUAAAGUCGGUGCUGAAAGCUUCCGGUUGUCAGGGUAACACCACUGUCUUCCUCAUCACUGACACUCAGAUCAAAGAGGAAUCCUUUUUGGAGGACAUAGAUAACUUACUCAACACUGGCGAGGUGCCCAACUUGUUCGCUACAGAUGAGAAAGCAGAAAUAAUGGAGGCAGUGCGACCAGUUGCCCAGGCUGGUGAUAAGAAUGCUGACUUUAGUCCUCUCUCGCUGUUUGCAUUCUUUGUGAACCGUUGUCGAGAAAACCUCCACAUUAUCAUUGCUUUCAGUCCCAUUGGAGAUGCCUUCCGCAACCGACUUAGGCAGUUCCCAGCCCUCAUCAACUGUUGUACCAUUGAUUGGUUCCAGCCUUGGCCAGAGGAUGCCCUGGAACGAGUUGCCAAUAAAUUCUUGGAGCAAGUAGAACUGGAAGAUCGGGAAAAAGUGGAGACUGUUCACAUUGUGAAGUAUUUCCAUCAGAGUACAACCAAAUUGUCUGACAAAUUCCUGAAUGAACUGGGCCGUCAUAAUUAUGUGACUCCUACCUCGUAUCUAGAACUGAUUAACUCUUUCAAAAAUCUCCUCAAGAGUAAACAAGAUGAAACAAUGAAAGCAAAGAGAAGAUAUGUUGUGGGUCUGGAAAAGUUAGCCUUUGCUGCAACACAGGUGGCAGAAAUGCAGACUGAGCUGGAGGAACUGCAGCCACAGCUAGUGAAAAGCCAGGCAGAAAACUCUAAAAUGAUGGUGGUCAUUGAAAAGGAAUCUGUAGAAGUUGAAGCCACAAGUAAAGUUGUUAAGGCAGACGAGGCAGUCGCCAAUGAACAAGCAGCAAGUGCUCAAGCCCUCAAAGACGAAUGUGAGGCUGACCUAGCAGAGGCCAUUCCUGCCCUGGAGGCAGCCUUAGCUGCCCUUAAUACACUCAAGCCUGCUGACAUUACCAUUGUGAAGUCGAUGAAGAGUCCACCGUCUGGUGUGAAGCUUGUCAUGGCAGCUGUAUGUGUAAUGAAAGAUAUUAAACCAGACAAGAUAAACGACCCAGACAAACCAGGACAGAAGAUAAUGGACUAUUGGGGUCCCUCUAAAAAACUCUUAGGAGACAUGAGCUUCCUCAGCAUGUUGAAGGACUAUGACAAGGACAAUAUUCCAGUCCAUGUAAUGACAAAAAUCAGGAAAGAGUACAUUCCUAAUCCAGAGUUUGACCCUGCUAAGGUCGCAAAUGCAUCCUCUGCUGCUGAAGGAUUGUGUAAGUGGAUUAUGGCCAUGGAAAUCUAUGAUCGUGUAGCUAAAGUUGUAGGUCCUAAAAAGGAAAAAUUAGCAGAAGCUGAAGCAGAUCUCAAAACCACAAUGUCGGCUUUGAAUGCCAAAAGGUCGGAGUUGGCAGCAGUAGAAAAGCGUCUAGCUGAUUUGAAAUCAACCUUUGAGGAUAUGACAGCGAAAAAGCAACAGCUAGAGGAUCAAGUGGACUUGUGCGGAAAGAAAUUGGUUCGAGCAGAGAAGCUGAUUGGAGGUCUAGGUGGUGAGAAAGACAGAUGGACACAUGCAGCAGCCAACCUUCAGAACAUAUAUGACAAUUUAGUGGGAGACGUACUGAUAUCUGCUGGAGUGAUUGCUUAUCUUGGGCCAUUUACAUUAGCCUACAGAGACAGCUGUACUGUUGACUGGGUCAAGGCUUGCACUGAACGACAAAUCCCAUGCUCGCAGGAAUUUUCACUCAGCAAAACCCUUGGGGAACCAAUCAAAAUCCAGGCAUGGAAUAUUGCAGGACUACCAAGAGAUAGUUUCUCCAUAGACAAUGGUGUGAUUGUGGCCAAUGCCAGAAGAUGGCCUCUGAUGAUUGACCCUCAAGGCCAGGCUAACAAAUGGGUGAAGAAUAUGGAGAAGGACCAUAAGCUGGCUGUUAUCAAGUUCACAGAUCUCGACUAUAUGAGGGUUUUGGAAAACUGUAUCCAGUUUGGAAACCCCCUCCUGCUUGAAAAUGUCACAGAGGAGCUGGAUCCUUCCCUUGAACCUCUACUUUUGAAACAGACCUACAAACAAGGUGGCGUCGAGAUGAUCCGACUGGGAGAAAACGUGAUAGAGUACAGUAAAGAUUUCCGAUUUUACAUCACCACCAAGCUUAGGAACCCUCACUACCUGCCUGAGGUGGCAGUCAAAGUGUCCCUCCUCAACUUCAUGAUCACACCUGAGGGUCUGGAGGAUCAGUUGCUAGGAAUAGUUGUCGCCAAGGAAAGACCGGAGCUUGAAGAGGAGAGGCAAGCCCUUAUUGUACAGAGUGCUGCUAACAAAAAGGCACUGAAGGAGAUUGAGGACAAGAUCCUACACACUCUGUCUGCUUCAGAGGGCAACAUUUUGGAGGAUGAAUCAGCCAUCAAGGUCCUUGACUCCUCAAAGAUCCUCUCCGACGAGAUCUCCAAGAAACAGAAGAUUGCUGAAGAAACAGAACAAAAGAUUGACACCUCUCGUAUGGGUUACCGACCAAUCGCAAAGCACUCCUCCAUCUUGUUUUUCUCCAUUGCUGACCUGCCAAAUAUUGAUCCAAUGUACCAGUAUUCACUUACCUGGUUCGUCAACCUCUAUGUGGCAUCCAUUCAAGACAGUAAUAAAUCCAAGAUUUUGGAACGCCGUCUGCGAUAUUUGAAGGAUCACUUCCAGUUUCAGUUAUAUGACAAUAUAACACGCUCAAUAUUUGCAAUGCAUAAGCUCGUGUUUGCAUUCCUACUGUGUGCAAAUCUACAGUUAGCCAAGGACGAUAUGGAUUCAGAAGAGCUCAUGUUCUUCCUCACCGGUGGUGUUGGUCUGGAAAACACCAUGGCUAAUCCAGCCCCAACUUGGCUAUUAGACAAGAGCUGGGAUGAAUUGUGUCGACUCUCAGACCUGAAACAUUUCAAAAAGUUAAGGCCUCACUUUAUAAAGAACCUUGAUGCUUGGAAGAAGUUUUACAAUUCACGAGAGCCACACAACGAGAUAUUACCAGAACCCUGGGAUAAGGAUGCCAAUGAGUUCCAGAAGAUGAUGAUUCUCCGAGUCAUUCGACCGGAUAAGGUAAAUCCGGCUAUUACCAACUUUGUCCGUGAAAAGCUUGGUAAGAAGUUUGUAGAACCUCCUCCGUUUGAUCUAGCCAAGAGUUACGCCGAUUCUAACUGCUGUUCUCCGUUGAUCUUUGUCUUGUCUCCUGGAGCUGAUCCAAUUAUGGCUCUGCUCAAGUUUGCCGAGGAUAAGGGCUUUGGUGGAAAUAAAUUCAACUCCAUAUCUCUUGGGCAGGGACAGGGCCCGAUAGCCAGUAAGAUGAUAGAGAAUGCCAAACAGGAUGGAUCAUGGGUUGUACUACAGAACUGUCAUUUAGCUGUUUCCUGGAUGUCCGCCCUUGAGAAGAUUUGUGAGGAAUUCAGUCCAGAAAACAUCAACCCAGAAUUCAGACUGUGGUUGACCAGUUAUCCUUCAGAUAAGUUCCCAGUUACAGUGCUUCAGAACGGUGUUAAAAUGACUAAUGAACCUCCUACUGGACUGCGACAGAAUCUACUCCAGUCUUACCUCAAUGAUCCAAUCAGUGAUCCUGAAUUCUUUGUCGGUUGUCCAGGCAAAGAACUGCAAUUUGAGAAGCUUCUAUUUGGGUUGUGCUUCUUCCAUGCUUUGGUCCAGGAAAGGCGGAAGUUUGGACCCCUCGGUUGGAACAUCCCGUAUGGUUUUAAUGAGUCAGACAUGAGGAUUUCUGUCCGACAGCUACAGAUGUUUAUCAAUGAGUAUGAUGAAAUUCCAUACGAUGCACUUAAGUACAUGACGGGUGAAUGUAACUAUGGUGGACGUGUUACGGAUGACUGGGACAGACGUUGUCUUCUCACUACAAUGGCCGAUUUCUACAACGCUAACAUCAUUGAUGAACAACGCUACAAGUUCUCAGUCAGUGGCACCUACUAUUCUCCACCAAAAGGCUCAUAUAAUGACUAUGUCCAGUUCAUCAAGAACUUGCCACAGCAACAGACUCCUGAGGUUUUUGGUAUGCAUGAAAAUGUUGACAUCUCUAAGGAACUUCAGGACACGACUCUCUUGUUUGACUCGGUACUCCUCACAAAGGGACGUGGAUCUGGAGGAGGCGGUGGUGACACAGACACUAGUCUUUAUAACAUGGCUGCAGGUAUCCUUGCCAAGCUCCCGAAGUUAUAUGAUAUUGAAGUGGCAACAAAGAAAUAUCCUGUGGUGUACAAUGAAAGCAUGAAUACUGUAUUGGUGCAGGAGAUGGAGAGAUUCAAUAGGCUGUUGUCAAUCAUAAGCUCCAGUCUUAGUAACCUACAGAAAGCUAUAAAGGGUCUGGUGGUCAUGUCAUCAGAGCUGGAGGCCCUCGCUGCCAGUCUCCUCAUUGGUAGACUACCCGCCAUGUGGGCAAAGAGAUCCUACCCCUCACUUAAGCCACUCGGCAGCUACAUCAUUGAUUUCCUCGAGAGACUUAAAUUCCUUCAGAAAUGGUAUGAUGAAGGGAAGCCACCAACCUUCUGGGUGUCUGGAUUCUUCUUUACCCAGGCUUUCUUGACAGGUGCCAUGCAGAACUUUGCCAGGAAAUACACCCUACCAAUUGAUAUCCUGGCUUACGACUUUGAGGUCAUGUCUGUGGACCACACACUUAUAGAUGAGGCUCCAGAGGAUGGUGUCUAUAUUUACGGGCUCUUCUGUGAUGGGGCCAGAUGGGACAAAAACAAGAAUGUUAUUGUGGAACAGUUACCCAAGAUUUUAAAUGAGGCUCUGCCUACUAUGUGGCUCAAGCCAAAGAAAAAGGACGAGAUUAAGGAGGGUGACCGCUACAAAUGUCCUGUCUAUAAGACCAGUGCCCGACGUGGUGUUCUGUCCACUACUGGUCACUCAACAAACUUUGUCCUCUCUGUGCUACUGAACACAGACAACACCAGGGAACACUGGGUCAAACGUGGGUUGGCCCUCCUCUGUCAACUGGACUCUUAAAGUGGACAUUGGACAAGAACCAACUGAUUACCAAUUUGGAUGUGUUUUUGUGUAACUUAUUCAUACAUUUAGACAUCACCAAAAU